GACGUGCGGACUUGUGUUGACAUGACACUUGACUGAUACACAACAGGACGGAACCCUGGGACACUGGGAGUUUCCUCCUCUCGUUACACCGGACACCGCGUCUUCAGCUCGGGCACAAGUAAACUUCCACGCUCGCGUGCGUGUCGCUGUCUUUCGUCUUCAGUUCGGUUGUAGUUAGUUUUUGUGGAGGCUCCGGCUCGCGGCUCGGUUGUCUGACCGCCGCGCAGCUCCUCUCUCACGGCAGAUACCGGAGGAAACAGCCGGGAACUUUAGUGUCACAUGAAGGAGCGAAGAGGCGCUUCUUUUUUACACCACCCGAAGCCAAAGUGAGAAACGGUGACGACCUGGAAGUCGAAAGAAGAAGUUUGUGAAAAAGAGGAAAAAGAAAGCGACAGAAAGGACAAGAAAGAUGGGGAGAAAAAAGAUUCAGAUAGCCCGGAUUAUGGACGAGCGAAACAGACAUGUCACAUUCACCAAGCGAAAGUUUGGCCUGAUGAAGAAAGCGUACGAGCUGAGCGUGUUGUGCGACUGUGAAAUCGCCCUCAUCAUCUUCAACAGCACCAACAAGCUGUUUCAGUAUGCCAGCACCGACAUGGACAAGGUUCUGCUCAAAUACACUGAAUACAACGAGCCUCACGAGAGCAGGACCAACUCUGACAUCGUGGAUACGCUGCGUAAGAAGGGCUUAAACGGCUGCGACAGCCCCGACAUCGAGGCUGACGACUCUGCUGGCCAGAGCCCAGAGUCUGAGGACAAGUACCGCAAAAUCAACGAGGACAUCGACCUGAUGAUCAACAGACAGAGGAACUGUCAGGGUCUGCCUCCUUCCAACUAUGACAUGGGCGUGACCAUCCCAGGCAACAAUGCCAGUGGACUGCUGUACUCCCACACGGGCCUAGGGGGCAGUCUCGGCAACCACAACCUGCUGCCCAUGUCCCACACUCUCCCGUCCCUGCAGAGAAACAGCAUGUCCCCACAAAGACCCUCAAGCACUGGAAAUGUUGUACUGAUGGGUUCAGAGCUGUCCAGCACUGUGGUCUCCACUGUGGGAAACGGCAGCUACAGUAACCACUGCACCUCCCCGGGCCUGCUGUCUCAGGGAGGAGUCUCCAAAAACAUGCACGACAAGAGUCCGCCUCCACCCCAAAUGCACAUGAGCCGCAAGCCUGACCUCCGAGCCCUGAUGCCCCCCUCCCACAAGAGCAACAACAUGCCAAGUGUUAAUCAGAGAAUCAAUCACUCUCAAACGGCUCAAACGCUGUCGACUCCUGCCGUCUCCCUUGCUGCUCAGACUCUACCUGGACCAGGGAUGGGCGGGUAUCCGUCAACACUCACCUCCUCCUACGGCACAGAGUUCUCGCUGGGAACCGACCUGUCCUCUCUGUCGGGCUUUGGAGGUUCUGGUCUGGGAUCUGUGACAAACUGGCAGCAUCAGCAGAUCCAGAAUAUGCAGCAUCCAGCACUUGGACACAUGGGGAACUUGUGUCAGAACUCGAACCUGAACCUCACCUCCGCUCAUCAGAACCUGCACAUUAAAUCUGAGCCCGCCUCCCCCCCCACAGACCGCAGCAUCGGCAUGGUCGGCGGAUUCUCCAGCCGGGGGCCCAGCGACCCGGGCCGCUCCCCCGGCGACAGCGGCUCCAGCUGUGGGAGCUCGUAUGAAGGCAACGAGGAGCGCGAAGAUUAUCACGGCAGUGACGACUUCCUCCUCCGACCUCUGUCCACUCAGGACGAGCACCACAGCCCGUCGGUCAAACGGAUGAGGCUAUCAGAGGGCUGGGCCACAUGAUGGGGGCCGGUCCACAACCAGAGGGGAAGGGAUGUUAGUAAAGUUACCUUAUAGUGUUAUUAUUAUAAUUAUUAUAAUCCAAUUCUUCUUGUACUGAGUGGGUGUGUUAUGUGUUUAAUGGUAACAUGAGUCAGACAGGGUCAGUCUGUUCCUAUCAUACAGUGAUGUAUUUAUAAUAUGUACACUAGAGUCUAUGACUAUGACUCUUGGGAGAUUAGGACAGGGAAAACAAUCUUGUAAGAAAUGGUCUGUAGUUUUGUAGCUAAGCUUCAAAACUUUACAAAAACAUCUCAGAGGAAAGGAAAAUGUAGGAGCUUCAAUUGUUCUCAGAUGAUUUGACACAGUUGAAGUCAAAGAAAAAGUUCUGAGAAGAUUAGAACUCCUAACAGUAAAUAUUGACACUACAGCGAGGUCAGUUAGCUCAGCUUAGCACAAAGAAUGUAAACGCAGAUAAAAACCUGGUCCUGGAAUAACUGGAAUAAUAAUAAAUAAAUAAAAAUAAAUCACUUGCACGUUGGUGAGCCAGAUCACAUUUUAAAGUCACUCACAAGAGACCUUAUUAAUUAUUCACCAGAAGUAAGAGCAGUAUGAACUAUGAUGCAGUAAACAUGGCCGAUGACAACAAUUCUGAUGUAUCAAUAAGCAGCUGGACAUUUGGUGCCGCUAUCCAUACUUAUUUUUAUUCUAAUCUAGAUUUGGAAUUGGAAAAUGUAGCAAAUGUCUCUGUUUACUCUCCUGCCGUCGUGGCUGAGAGUUUGGCCUCCCUUUGCUAACUUGAAAUUAUCCAUAGGUAUCAGUAUCGAUAAUCAUCACUAUCAAUAAGUAUCAGUAUUGAUAAGUCUCAGUAUACAUAAGCAUCAGUAAACAUAAGUAUCAGUAUCGAUAAUCAUCACUAUCAAUAAGUAUCAGUAUACAUAAGUAUCAGUAUCGAUAAGCAUCAGUAUACAUAAGUAUCAGUAUCGAUGAAAACAAUGAUACUCAUCCCCGUAAGUUUUCAUCUUACAAACAGACAACAUUUGAUCUUUAAAGCAUUUUUUGACUUGAAAAAAAUGAAAACUAUGAGAUUGAUGAAAGAAUAAAACUAAUCUCAGGACUAUUUCUUACAAGUUGUACACAACCUGUGGGGUGUAGGACGUUAUUUGACGCAGCUCUUUUUUUUGAAACGUGAUGUUUCCGUUCAAUACAAAGCUGUUAACGGCACAGGAUAUUUGUGCAAAUGUAUGCAAACUAACUACGGUAGAGGUGGUUCAGUCUGGUACUCUGGGGUUAAACCACUGCACACAGGACGUGCUGCAGGUUCUGUUGCAGGUUCAACACAUGUAACGCGUGAAAGCACACACUUUUAAAAAGGUGAACACAUGGAAGGUCAAAGGUGGGAAAUGAAAGAGUGCGAGUAUGUGCAGUGAAAGAGAGAGAGAUGAGAGUCAGAGGAGAGAAAUGGAGAGAAAGAAGGUUUUUUGGAGUGAUUUGCAACAGGUUGCAUAGAGAAGAAGAAGUGAAGACACAUAGUGAGCGUUAGUGAAUCACUUUCAGACCAUUUUUUUUACUAAAUAACUACAAAUGAACCACUGCUGAAUGCUUUUAAACUACCUUUGUUUUACAAUUAAAGAGAAAAAAGGUUUUUAAAGUUAAAGAAAUAACAUUUAGUUUGUGAGUAAGCAAAGUUAAAUAACACAGAAAAGACAUUUAAGAUGAAACAUUAAAAUCAUAUGUGUAAUGGUUUUUAGUAUUGAACGGUGGUUUGAUUUCCAAAGUUAGAAGUGGGUUUUUGGUCUAAACUGAUGAGAAAUGAGUGGUGGAUAAGACACAGAGGGCGUUAGCACUCGCGUUAGCAUGUGUGCUAACAGUGAAAAGUAAAAGCCAUAAACAACAGGACAGUGAUGCUUUUUUCUUUAUUAUAUUAUGUUUCCUUCCUUAUAUCAAACAUGUUUUGGGAUGUCUGCAGCGUCAUGAUUAUAAGUACUAUUAAUAUUAUUAUUAUUUUUAUUAUGAAGUCAUGAAAAUCAGGAAGCACAGGUGCGCAUGACUUUUCUACAAAACAUUCAGGGAAAUAUUUUUUUUACCCAGUUAUAAAGUGAACAAAUCUGCUGUAGCUGUGCUGUAGCUGGUGUCAGAGCCAACGUGGUCUCACAGCAGCGCCACCACCUGUCACUGUGUGUUCAUUACAACAUACUCAUUACGCCAUAUCUUAAAAGGUCAAGUUUUGGACGAGACGGCGACUAAAGCUUGUACCAGUGAGACGAGCAUAUUUUAUUUUGACAUAUUUAGAUUCAGAUUUUUCUGUAAAUGGAAGAAUUUCUUAUAUCCUCAUCUCCAUGGCUCAGCAGAGGAUUUGAAUCGGGUCAAAUCACAACAUACAUCGGCAGUGAAAUCAUUUUUGUGCCUUGUACCUGAACUUGGUCCGACACCAGCUACAGUCAGAGGCUGAACACAGUAGUUUAAGUUUUUAUAUAUAUAUAUACAUACAUAUAUAUAUAUAUUUAUAGGGUGGCUAAGGGUUGUUCACAUUUGAAUAUUUUGGUUGAAGAACUGUAUAUUUGGAGAAUCAAACCCUCGGUCACAUUGUGCCACAUUAAAAUCCCCGUAGUUUCUCUGGUGUGAAAGAUGCUGCUGUUUCUUUACAAAAUGAUUUAGUUUAAAGAAAUAAAAACAAGGGCAGAGCCCAGAUUUGUUUUCAUGAUGAUGAUUGUCGUCUCCAGGUCGGUCAGCUCCUCGCUCAGAUUUUCUGCACUAACUAACUAAGCUGACUGAGGUCAGGAGGUCACACAAAGACAAGGUGGAGUGUGGACUAACCAAAGUGUGAAAUAUGCUGUAUAUUUGUGUUUUCUGUUACCUCUGUCACUGCCUGGACCCACUCAUGCUUCAAAAGAUUGUUUUUUAUAUUGGCAACGUUGGUGAAUGUACUCUGUACUGUACACUUCUAUAAUCUGAGGUCACACACAGCAGCGCUGGAGCUCAAUGUUAGCGGCAUAAGCUGGCCUUUGUCGCCACUGUCGCCACUGAAUGAUACUCAGACAAGAAAAAUAAAGAUCACGUUCAGCUGUUCCCUCGCUCACAAAUGUGCUUGUAUUUGUAUUUUGCAGGAAAAAAAAAAACUUUAAAUAUACAGGCUCUGUUACAAA
Molecule: messenger RNA, 4911 nt
Organism: Solea solea (common sole)
Lineage: Eukaryota; Metazoa; Chordata; Actinopteri; Pleuronectiformes; Soleidae
Product: myocyte-specific enhancer factor 2C-like
Exons: 10
Coding region: 410-1789 (459 amino acids)
Biological process (GO): positive regulation of transcription by RNA polymerase II
Molecular function (GO): DNA-binding transcription factor activity, RNA polymerase II-specific; protein dimerization activity; RNA polymerase II cis-regulatory region sequence-specific DNA binding
Source: RefSeq, a predicted model, not a curated record